Anopheles funestus (African malaria mosquito) is the source of this 2656-nucleotide messenger RNA. Its product is annotated as proton-coupled folate transporter-like. Gene Ontology annotation, biological process: transmembrane transport. Lineage: Eukaryota; Metazoa; Arthropoda; Insecta; Diptera; Culicidae. The record is from RefSeq and is a predicted model, not a curated record. Gene Ontology annotation, molecular function: transmembrane transporter activity. Gene Ontology annotation, cellular component: membrane. Bases 1013 to 2578 code for a protein of 521 amino acids. The transcript has 4 exons.
CCUAAUAAACACAAACUAAAUUAACGCCGGUUCUCAUCCAUACUUCCCAGGCCAGUUUCAUUAGCCCGUAAACAAUGAAAGCUACAGUGUGAAGCGGUUCACUCUAUCGCUUUUACAGAUGUGAGGCCACGCUAGAGAAUGUCGGUGUUCUAAUCAAUGUACAAUACCUGUGCAUCGUUAUCACCUCCCCACCCCCAGCAAAAGUUCAUCCUGGGCGGGGGAGAGUAAUUGUGUAUGAUUGGCCGCAAAACCUCCCUGCCGCUCUAUCGCGGCCGUGAUUCAUCAGCAAACGGUAUAGUAACAAAAACAGGUGACAAACCAUCAUCGAUAUCGUUCGAGAGCAUUGUUUUUGUGCGUGUUUGUACUUUUAGUGCUGGGAUUCGGGUUUGAUAGUACAAUUAUGACUCGUUUACCUUAGAAACGGUUCGCCACACGAUCAAGCUGGACGUACAGGCGCGCAUCAAGAAGAGGCUCGCGCCACUAAUACGCUGCGCAAUCACACAUUAUCGCAUCAGCAUCACAGUUGUUCGUACUUUUCCGGCAACAUUGUGCGGUGGGCAUAAGUUUAUACAAACAGUGUAAUGCUUCGCUGGUACGUGAAAUAGUUUCCGAUAUCGAUAACGACUGUACGAAGAACGAUCACCUUCGAGGACGGCGUAAUACGUGCGCACACAGUGAGAGUAGUUUUUGAUGUGAAAACGUGCAUUGUGGCCCUAUCGCACAUAUGUUAGCCCUUGUAAUCAAGAUACGGUUUUGCGCGGUGGUGUGUGAGUCAUAAUUCAACCCUGUCUGUCUGCAUGUUUGAAGCACCACGGUGGUGGAGCUUUCAUGCUUGCGAAAAGAUAACUGAGGUAUUAGCGAGAUAAAACAGUGUCCACGCGUCUCGAACCCAUCGUGUGUCUGCGUGUGUUUCUGUGGAUAACCCAAAGCAGGUGCAGCAACACGGUAGUUUGGAACGGAUUUUCCUGGGUGUGGUAAGGUAGCGAUAGGCAGGGGUGGGUUUAGCGCAACGAUGAGAAGUGAUAUGCGCAGGCCGAGUGUACACAGUCGCAAUAGCGACGAAGACACUCCACUGUUGGCAGCUCCCAGCUUAACAUCGAUGGCCGCUUCAACAUCAGCCUCACCAACAGCAGCAGCUGCUUCGUCUACCAGCGCAUCUGCCGGAGCAAAAGUGCCGGGCGUAUCUGAUCGGUUCUGUACAUUCGAACCGAUUCUGGUACUGCUUUGCUUCGGCCUCAGUGUUUCAGGGGUUGUUUUGGCGGACCAAAUUAUCUAUCAAUCGUGCGUCGUGACGCUCGGCUAUGAUCGGGCUCUCUGUGCCCAGCUGGGCACCAAAAGCAACUCCACCGAUGUCGCUCAGCUGGAAACGAUCGUACAACCGUACGCGGCCAAGAUUACGAUGGUGAACACUAUCCUGAUGUCGGUACUGCCUGCACUCUGUGCGCUGUUUAUGGGACCAUGGUCGGACAAAUAUGGUCGUAAGCCGGCAAUGAUCGUUCCCUCGGUUGGGUUCAUCACGACGUACUUCAUGAUCGGCAUACUGUCGCUACUGUCCAAACACUUCCUGGUGGAUCCUUGGUGCUACGUAGUGGCACAUAUACCGGCCGCCGUUUUGGGCGGCAGCACUGUACUAAUGGCCGCCAUAUUUAGCUAUCUGACCGAUACGACGACCGAAGAUAAUCGUACGGUGCGGAUAGGUAUUCUGCAGGCCUGUACCAUGCUCGGUGCCUUCGUGGGACUACUGUCGAGCAGCUUCAUCCUGCAGUGGACGAACGUGCCUACCAUGUUUUUCCUUUCGGCCGCUGCAGUUUCCGCCAGCAGUGCCUUUUUGUACUUCUGUCUCGAGGAUAGUAUCAAACCGGAUGCGAGUAUGGUGCAUCGGCAGGUGCGGGAAAUCUUCCGGUUAAGCCAUUUGUGCGAGUUGCUUAGGACGUUCUUCAAGAAACGAUCAUCGUACGAUCGUGGCAUCGUUUGGUUAACGAUCUCGAUCGGUGUGAUAACAGUGCUGGGAGCCGGUGGAGGCACAGUGUUUUUCCUCUACACGCGUCGCCGCUUUGGCUGGACGAUACAAGAAUUUACCAUCUGGCAGGCAGUGGAGCUGCUGUCGAUCGUGGCAGGCAAUGUGAUCGGUAUAUCUGUGCUUAAAACGCUGCUAAAGCUGCCGGACAUUUGGCUGGCGCUUCUUUCAGUGCUCAACUAUGCGCUCGAUGCCCUUAUCAAAGGUUUGGCCCGACAGGGCUGGGAACUGUUUCUGGCUACCGGCAUUACACCGCUGAAGGCAACCGAAGGUGCGGCACUAAUGGCCAUCUGUUCGUCCAUCAUACCUUCUAGCGAAAUUGCUAAAUUCUACUCGAUAGCGAUGGCUAUGACGAACACUGUUUCCUUGGCCUCUGCGCCAUUGUUCACGUACAUCUACAAUUCGACUGUUGCAUCGGCCCCGCAAGUGUUUAAUUUUGUGUCUUCGGGAAUAUUUUCACUUAAUGUCGUGCUGGUCGGAGUCAUUGCGGUGUUGCUGCGUAAACGAAGGAAAGCUCAGGUUGAUCCACUGUUUACACAAGAUAGCGAAAUCUUAACGUGAAAAACGUGAACGUGCUAAAUGCGCCAUGUGUCGUCCCCGGAAUGUUCCUAGUCAUGCCAAUAAAUAAUAGUUAAUGUA